GGUGGGGGCGGCCCUGGGCGGGGCCGUGAGGCGGGAGCGGCCGUUGGCACUGAGGGACGUUCCGUGGCGGCCUGUAGAGGCUCCUUCAAAGCCGUGUGCCUGGGUGCUCUGCCACAGCUGCGGUAUCGCCAUGUGCCCAGUUCGCUGCCUCAGCAGCAGGGCGCUUCCAGUUCGACGCUGACUUUAUGUUUCCUUCGAGGACUUCCCACUUUUGAACGCGAAUCAAAAGACAAAAUGAUGAGAGGAUCACGCCGAGGAUGUGUUAGACUGAGAGGAGCUGUGAUUGGUAUAGACGAUGAGGACGACAGCACCUUCACAAUAACUGUUGAUCAGAAAACCUUCCAUUUUCAGGCUCGAGAUGCUGAUGAAAGGGAGAAGUGGAUUCACGCUUUAGAGGACACCAUUCUCCGCCAUACCCUCCAGCUGCAGGCAAGUUUCACUUUCGCUCUUACUUUUUUUACUUCUCAGAACAACAAAGUACAGUGGUAUGACUGCUAAUAUCAACCAGAUCUUGCACAUCUACUUGUUCUAUGGCCUGUGCUGUCAGACACAGUAAGAUAUCAGUGUAAGUACCAGAGAUCAGCUUCUAAUCUUCCCAUUACUGUCUUCUUGUCUUACCAUUGUGAAAAGUCAGCAUGAAACUUCUCUUCAUUAGUUGGUAUUUUAAUUGGUUCCAGACUGAUAGUCACACACUUAGUUCUUUUUUUUUUUUAAAAACUGAGAGUUGGUCCUUUCUGAGUCAAGCAGAAUGAGACAUCUGGAAGACUGAUGUAUGUUUGUGUGCCAUCUCAUUUUGAAAUUAGAGCAGUAACACUGAACCUCUGUAUGAAUAGCAAGAAUGGUACUUCUGUUUGAGUCCACUGUACUAGCUGGAUGUUGGUAAGUCUCCGGUUUUGAGAAUGGAUGGUGGGCAGAGGGUGGUUUCUCAGCACCGUCCUACACCUGAGUACAUCUCAGUACUCAGUAUUCCCUCAGAAACCCAGACUUCAGGGAGGGAUUUUCUCAUACCUGGUUUGACAGUGUAGAAAUACAAAGGAGGUAUUUGCAUUUGUACUGAAUAAAGGUUUAGAAUGUUUUGAGUACAGUGAGAGAGUAUAAACAUAAUAAAAUCCUUGAUAUCACAAAAAGGGAAGGAGCUUAUAAAGACUGAUUUAUGUGACAUUUACUCAAAUUGAAGAAUUAGAGCGAGCCUGAAUUGAUCCCACUUGUGUUUUCUCAGUCAGUUUAAUUUCC
Molecule: messenger RNA, 1233 nt
Organism: Meleagris gallopavo (turkey)
Lineage: Eukaryota; Metazoa; Chordata; Aves; Galliformes; Phasianidae
Source: RefSeq, a predicted model, not a curated record